AUGGGGAAGAUGGAUGUUGCGGAGGGGCUUUGGAUGCAGGCACCACAAGACGUGGCACGCCUGGAUCGGCCAGUCCUUCGUGGUUUAGACUGGCAUCGGCAAGGCGUUCUCUUACAUGACCUGAAGAGCUUUGCUUGCUACCUAAUCCACUGUAAUUUGUACACUAAAGCAAUUUUCGAUUGCACUCGUUCACGCAACACCUGUCCUCGCUGGACUUUACCGGCUUCUGGUCGAUCCUGGGGUGGAUUUUCCUUGGUAUUGCAUGACGAUAGACUUCCGCGUAAUUCGAUUCAAAUCAAUGAUUAUAACAAUACUGCCUGGUCGUUUGACAGUCGCGUCCCGCUCCAAGCUCUAAAUAUUCCCCCACGUGCUCCCCGCCCUGAUCGCCUGAUUCCCAGUGGGCUAUCACGCCGUCGACACGUGGAAUCUCUGUUGCUCAAUACCCAGCAGCCGAACAGAUCAAGGACCAAAAUGCCCAGACAAGCAGCAGAACCAGCGAAGCGCGGCCGCCCUGGUAAAACCCAGCAGCCAGCCGCGGGCGCCAAGCGCAAGGCUACGCAGCAGCCGGCACGUAAGAAGUCGGGACCUUUCGAACUCUCCGACAGCGACGCACCAGCAUCGCGGGGCCGGCGGGAAGCCCCCGACGAUGCAGAGGAGGAAGACGAAGCAGAAGAAGAGGAGGAACAAGACGAAGAGGCUGGGGACGAAGGUCCAGACAAUACUAUACCUCCCGAGCUGCUGACGCGGCUGCUGCACGAGUUCUUUGAAAAGGACGACACGAGGCUCAGCAAGGACGCGAAUUUAGCGGCGGGAAAGUAUAUGGAUAUCUUUGUGAGAGAGGCGAUCGCGCGAUGUGUGCAUGAGAGGCCUGGUGGCUUUCUUGAGGUUGAGGAUUUGGAAAAGAUUGCACCUCAGCUGCUCAUGGACUUCUAG
Messenger RNA from Colletotrichum lupini, 933 nucleotides. RefSeq lists its product as uncharacterized. Gene Ontology annotation, biological process: replication fork processing; DNA repair; resolution of meiotic recombination intermediates. The record is from RefSeq and is a predicted model, not a curated record. Gene Ontology annotation, cellular component: Fanconi anaemia nuclear complex; FANCM-MHF complex. The transcript has 6 exons. Lineage: Eukaryota; Fungi; Ascomycota; Sordariomycetes; Glomerellales; Glomerellaceae. The coding region runs from base 1 to 933 and encodes 310 amino acids.